This is a messenger RNA of Conger conger (European conger), 5849 nucleotides long. RefSeq names its product periplakin (gene ppl). NCBI's taxonomy places the organism in Eukaryota, Metazoa, Chordata, Actinopteri, Anguilliformes, Congridae. The transcript is spliced from 22 exons. Bases 206 to 5473 code for a protein of 1755 amino acids. The record is from RefSeq and is a predicted model, not a curated record. Gene Ontology annotation, biological process: intermediate filament cytoskeleton organization; wound healing. Gene Ontology annotation, molecular function: cadherin binding; structural molecule activity. Gene Ontology annotation, cellular component: membrane; cytoskeleton; cytoplasm.
CGUAUUUCAUCAGGGUUCCUACGCACGGAGUGCGGAGUUCGUGUUGAGUGUUGGAUGUGUUGUACCAGAGCAAGGGUGCGACGAUUCUGCCUGCUUUGACUUCCACCUGAACCAAGCUUACACUUUAGCAGAAUACAUAGGAAUAAUCUCACCGUUAGGAUUGUUUUAGUGCACUUCCGAAAGUAAGGAUUAUCUGCCUGCCACAAUGUUCAAGAAAAAAACCAAGAACAGCGUGACCAUUACGCAGAAAAAAACGGCCAGCACCGAGCUCUCCGCUCUGAUUGAGAAGCUGCAGAAGAAUGCUGACAAGGUGGAGAAGAACAUCUACGACACCGAGCAGAACCUGACCAAAGAUGUGAAUAAGAUCAAUGAGGGGAAGGCGCCCCUGUAUCAGGAAGAAACCAACAAGAAGAUCCUCAACUCUCUGGAGCUUCUGAGGGGGCUGGAGGAGGAUGCUGUAAACGCCACUCGCCUUCAGCACCCUCAGGCUGAGAUGAUUGAGCAAGAUAUGAAGCAGCUCCGCUCUCGAGUGAUGAAACUCCGUGAUGAGCACGACAAGAUUUACAACAUAACGCGCUCCGAAGGCCUCCCCAGCAUCAACUGGGGCAACAUCAUCGACGAGAAGCAGUCAGCCCUCAACAACAAACCAUAUGGGGAAGACUUGCCCACGGUUGAAACUGAGGUGGAGGCACACAACCUUUUCCACAGUGAAGUGGAGGCUCUGGCACCUCACAUAGCAGACAGUGACAAGGACUACGGCGGUACCAUGUCAACGAAGUACAAGAAACUCCUGGCCAACUCCGGAAAGAGGCAGAAGGACCUGCACAGCCUGAGGGACUUCAUGCAGCGCUGCACCAAUGAGCUCUACUGGAUGGACCAACAAGGCCGCGAGCGCAUGGGCUACGACUGGAGUGACGCCAACCGGGAUUACCCUACUCGCCAGCGGCAGUACGAGAGCUUCAUCACCAAAAGUCUGGAGGCCAAAGAGGAAACCAUCACCAAGCUGAAUGAGGAUGCGGACAAGCUGUUGCAGGCAAACCAUCCCGGGACAAACGUCAUUAAGGCCCACAUGGAAGCAGUACAUGCCGACUGGAAGGAGUAUCUGAAUCUGCUUAUAUGUGAGGAAAACCAUAUCAAGCACAUGGAAGAAUACCACAAAUUUCAAAAGGAGGCCAGAGACACCCAGGACCUGCUGAAGAGACUGGACACUGAGAUCACCCAGAAGUACAAUCCUGAUUUUAAAGACAUGUAUCAGAUGGAGGGACUGAUCGCUGACCUGGAUGACCAGGCGAAGGCUAUGGAUCACUACGAUGCACGUGUGAAGGCCCUGCAGAUGCGAAGCCAGCAGGUCAUGCCUCUGAAGUUCCGCAGAGAGCCACCCAACAGAUUGCUUCCGGUGGAGGCUCUGUGUGACUACGAUGCAGACGGGGGACAGAUCCUCCGUGGAGAGAAGUACACCCUUCUCAAAAACAACGGGGACAAAUGGGACAUCAAAGAUGCCAGAGGGAGUCGAGUGACCGCCCCUGGAGUCUGCUUCUUCAUCCCCCCGACUGAUCCUGAGGCUGUCGCCAUUUCUGAAAACCUUGCUAACCAGCAGAAAACCAUCAAGCAGAAAACCACUAACAGCAAAGGCAACCUGCUGAAACGGCUGGAGAACCUCAGGGCAGCAAGCAGUGGGGAUGAUAAGCAGGAUCAGCAGUGUCGUCAGCUGAUGGCGGGUCUGGAGAAAGUGACCAAUGACCUGAACAAGCAGGAAAAGGCCAUCUACGCUCGAAUGCGCCCCCCACUGGAGCAGAACCGCAUGCUCCAAGAUAGCGAGGACAGGCUCGAAGAGCUGAAGGACAUUGAAGCUGUUGUUCGGAAAAUCGAGCCGGAGAAAGCUUCCAAAGUCCGUGAGGCUGAGACCUUCUUGGCCACAAACCCAAAUUCUGCCAACGCCCCUCAGCUCUACAGCAAAGUGGAUGCAGCCAACAAGAAAUGCGACAAGGUCAACCAGCUCCUGAAGUUCUCAACGGACAAGCUUCAGGCUUCCAACCAGCUGGAGAACUCUCUGCAGAAUGGGAAGGCUUUGCUGACCACCUACGAGAAUAAACUGGCCAGGGAAGCAGCUGCUCCGUCUGACCCCGCCUCAAUGGAUAGCGCACUGCAGGAAUUGGCUGCUAUGUCUUCAGACUUGAGACAGAACAAGCCAGUGUUCACUGAGCCUGAGCGGAACCUCCGGACAGCGCAGGUCAGCUGCCAGAAUAUGGCCAACAAGCUGCAGGAGCACUGUCCCGACAUUGACAGACAGGAAGCCGAGGUCCGGAAGCUCAACCAGCGCUACGACAACCUUGAGAAUCAAAUCGACAGCAGGUCUGAAAGUCUUCAAAGAGCCAAGUCUGCCUAUAAUAACUAUCGGAAUGAUUAUGACAAUCUGAAUAGCUGGCUUUCUCGAGUACCUAAUUAUGAGCCACGGGUAACUGAUGAUGCCAGACAAGCGGAAGCAAAGUUGAAAAACCAAAGAAACCUGUUGUCUGAGCUUGCAAGAAAGGAGUCUGAUUUAAAAAGUGUGUCAAGAAAUUCUCAACUCUACCAGAAAGCAGUCAAGGAUUAUGAAACAGACACUGAGACGUUUAAGUCGAUCCUUGAUCUUGAAGACGGCCUUGUUCCACAUACAUACAAACGAAGCAGGCAGGAGUCCCCGGCAAUGAAAGUAAAAAAUGAGGAAUCUGCAAUUGAAUCUAAGUUUGCUGAAGUAAAUGCUAUAAACAAGCAAAGACUUCAGAACCUUGAAUAUGCACAAAGUGUUCUAAAUCAGCAACCAGAGACGGCAAUUGUACAGCAGAAUGUUCAAUCUGUCAGAUCUGCAGCACCAGGGGAGGAGCCCUGGAGGAUUCAAAAGCAGCUUGACGAGGAGACCCAGCGGCGAGAGCAACUUGAGAGAGAAAUCCAGAGCAUCCAGAAUGACAUUUACAUACUGGAAGGCCAGAAACCACAGGACACUAUGGUCAAGAAGGAGCUGGUCAAGAGGGUUCCCGACCCACAGCUUGAUGAGGAGAUCCACAAAGUCCAAAAGAAACUUGCUGAGGAGCAGAGAUCAACUUGGACCCUUGAGAGUGAACUAGAGACACUCAAGUAUAAACUACGCGGGAUAGAGACAGAAAAACGGGAGGAUGCACAGCAGUACACAGUAAAGGAGGUGCUCCGCAUCGAGAAAGACAGGGAGCAAGAGGAGGAGGUGAGAAGGCUGAAGGAUGAACUGGAGGAGCUCCGAAGGCAGAGGACGGUCAGAGACACUGAAAUCGUUCAAAUUAAGAAGCACGUCACCCUUCUGGCAGAGCAGAAAGCCGUGGAGCAAGAAGUGAUCAAAGAGGAAGAGUUCAUCACAGUGCAAAAUGACCCAAAGCUUGAGAGCGAGUAUCGCCUCCUGCAGGAGAGGAAACAGAAAGAUAUCGACACCCGCAUAGAACUUGAGGAUGAACUCAGAUUUCUGCUGGAAAAGCUGAAGCGACUGCAGAAGGAGAAAGCUAUGGCUGAGGAGAAGAUCUCCAUCAAAGAGGUAGUGAAGAUGGAAAAAGACAUCACUUUACAUAGGGAAGUGGACAGCCUCAGGCGUCUGAACGAAGAUGAAAAGACAAAACGUCGGUCCUCUCAAAGAGAAAGAACAGAUCUUCAAAGGAAGAUCCAAUUCCUAGAGGAAGAUAAAUCCAGGGUUAUUGUCCAGGAGAAAGUGCGAGAGAUUGUUCGACCUGAUCCAAAGGCUGAAAAUGAAGUGGCUAAUCUUCGCUUUGAACUGGUUGAACAACAGCGAGCAUACAAGGAGACAGAGCUCCAGCUAAAAUCCGUCCAAGAUGAACUGAGGAUGUUAAAGAACAGGGGUCCUCAGAUUGAGUACAAGGAAAUCAUCAAAGAGGUCAUCAAAUACAAGAUGGACCCACAGACCGAAAGAGAGCUGGAACAACUCAGGAAUGACAUUGUUGACAGAACCCAUGAAACGGAGAGGUGUCACUUGGAAAUAAGGCAGCUGAACGAUGAGAUUCAGCGAUGGAAGGACACCAAGCCUCAGGUGCAAACUAAAGAGGUUGUGAAUGAGGUUCUUCAGUAUCGUGAAGACCCCAAGACCAAGGAGGAGGUGGAGGUGCUCAAGAGAAAACUUGCUGAUGAGCAGAAGAAGCGUUUGGACCUUGAGAGGGAGAGAUCUGGGAAUGAAGAGAAGAUCCGUCUGAGGAAGAUUGACCUUUCACAAGUGAGGGAGAAAUAUGUCCAGCAGGAGGUUGUGAAAAUGGAGGAAGACCCUCUUUUAAAAUCUGAAUGUGAAAUCUUCUCCAAGAAUAUCAACAAUGAGCACAGACAGAAGGAGAACUUCAAGGAUGAGAUCCAAAGGCUCCAGCGCCAAUUAGCUGACCUGGAACUUCAGCUGCAGGAUCUGGAGCGGGAGCGCAGGGCCCGGCGGGAUGCAGAGAUGGAAAUCCAGAGACUGAGAAUUCGCCUCAAUGAGCUGGAAAUCAGGGAUAAGGAGAACAGGGAGAAGGUGACAGUGAAACAAAAGGUGGUCCUUCAGCAGGAUCCCCAACAGGAAAAGGAACACUCCAUUCUCAAGGUGCAGGUAGAAGAGGAGCGGCACAAGCGCAUGUUGCUGGAGAAGGAGCUCAACAGCCUAGUGCAGCAGCAGGUGACCUUGGAGAGGGUGGAGGUGAGGGAAAAGGUGGUCCGGUCCGAGAAGGUUCAAGUGGAGAAGGAUCCCGAGGCAGAGCAGGAGAUCAUAAGACUGAGGAGGAGCCUGGACGAGGAGAAGCUGAGGCAGCGUGACUUGGAGCAGCAGCUUAGCAAGCUCAACUCCAAGAUGUCCGAGAUGGACUUCAGUAACACCAAGUCAUCCAAAGAGCUGGACUUCUUGCAGGAGGAGAACAACAGGCUGCAGCUGGAGGUCCAGCGCUUGCAGAAAGAGAUCAAAAGAGUGCAGUCCGACAUCCAGAUAACUGUGAAGGAGACUAAGAACAUCACGGAGUCUACUCAAGUCGACAGCGGUGGAGGAAAGAACCUCGAGCUGCGGCUGACUUCCCUCCAGAGGGAGCUGUCCGACCUGAAGAAUGUCACCAGGGAGAAAGACAGGGAAAUCGAGAAACUGCAGAAGAACCUGUCUGCCGCACAGAAGAAGGGCGAGCAGCGUGAGAGCCACAUGCGCCGCUCCAUUGUCGUCAUCGACCCCGACACGGGCAAGGAGAUGAAGCCCGAGGAGGCGUACAAGCUAGGACUCAUCGACUGGAAAAUGUACGUCAACCUUCAGAGCCAAGAGUGCAACUGGGAGGAGACCACCAUCACAGGAUCCAAGGGCGAGUCGAUGGUCCUCGUUGACCGAAAAUCUGGGACGAAGUUCUCGGUUGAAGAUGCCCUGAGGUCAGGUUACAUCACACGGCGUCAGCUGCAACAGUACCAAAACAAGGAACUAAGUAUCCAAGAGUUUGGCUUAAUGGUGUCUGGCAGAAACAAAUAAUAAUCAGUCUUUUUUGCCCUGAAUUAACUCAAUGUGAUUCAAGAAUUCUUCAUAUGUUUCUGUAUACAUUGUUUAGUUUAGUGCAUUAUUUUGCAACUCAGUUUUUCAGGUAAUUACACAAGUUAAAUUUAUUAACAUGGGGUGUGGUCUAAUAAAUUUGAAACCUGUUCCUUUUUUCUCACAAAAGAUUAUGAACUCCAUACCUUCUCUAUAUUUUCGUAUUAUAUGGAACUCUUGGUUUCCUGGAAAGCUAAAACGUGUACUUUCAUUAUUGCAAAUGUGGGAAUUUUCCUGUACUUUCUCAACAUGUUCUGUGUAAUAUAUAAGAAUGCACUUCUAAUAAGAAUCAUUUUAAUAAAUGUCUCUGAGAUAAAAA